Apodemus sylvaticus (European woodmouse) is the source of this 592-nucleotide messenger RNA. RefSeq names its product heat shock factor binding protein 1 like 1 (gene Hsbp1l1). The transcript has 4 exons. NCBI's taxonomy places the organism in Eukaryota, Metazoa, Chordata, Mammalia, Rodentia, Muridae. Gene Ontology annotation, molecular function: transcription corepressor activity. Gene Ontology annotation, cellular component: cytosol; nucleus. The coding region runs from base 96 to 311 and encodes 71 amino acids. Gene Ontology annotation, biological process: cellular heat acclimation. The record is from RefSeq and is a predicted model, not a curated record.
CGCUCGCUCUCCCGGUUUACCCGUGGCCAGACUUAAGCGCGACACUCGCUGGGUCCACUUAAGACCCAGGACCCCAGACUGUUAAGCCGGUGUGGAUGGACGCCCGGACGCCGGAAGUUCCCUGUGGGGACUUGCUGCAGAACGCGGCCGAAAAUCUGCUUGAAGAAGUCGAAGAACAUUUCCAAGCGCUGACUACAACGUUAAACCUCAGAAUGGAGGAAAUGGGAAGUCGCAUCGAGGACUUACAGAGGAAUGUGGAUGCCCUAAUGGCUCAGGCUGGGAUCCAGAGUUCGAUCACAGAACCAUCGUAAAGGAGUGCCUGUUCUCUACACACGGAGGACAGUGAGCUGAGGGCAGUCAGUCACAGUGACAGACCCUGGGUCCAUACUGCUGCUCCGUUGCCUGCAAAGUACAUGCUGUUCAUGCAAUACAAGCUCUGGAUACGCAAAGAUUCUUACCUAAAGAGAAGGGAAAGCCAUCAUUUAAGAAUCUCUCUCUCUUGGAUUUUACCUAUAUAUAAAUGUUUAACAAUUACUGGUUAUUAUGGAAUUUAAUUGAAAACUACAAUUAAAUUUAUUUAACUGAACAUUAA